UCUCCGCCCCUUUCUCCUCCCUGCCCCUCGCUUGCGUCUUCUCGCACGUGUUCGCGCACAUACACACACAAACACACGAUGGCCUCUCCCCACGUCCGCCAGGCUUCGGCCCUGUUUGAGCGCCUCCGCCGCUUUGCCGCGAUCAACCGGCAGGAGGUUCAGGACUGGACCAUCUUCGUCCCCGGGAAGUACCGCUUCCCCGCCCCUGGUUCCCAGGGCGCCAUCAACCAUGCCACCGGCACUCCGAAUGGUUACAAGAUCCUGCCCGACCGUCCGUCUGCCCGGAUCUCCGACAACUACUACUUCAAGCGCGACCUGCGCCGGGAGCUGGCCCAGACCCCGCCUGUUGUCUUCACUUCUUCCAGCCUGCUGGAGGGUGCCGCUGCCACCGCUGCCAUUGAGGGCGGUGCUGCGACCAAUGCCUCGACCGCCGCCGCUAGUGGUGCUACUGCUGCCGCUUCUGCCGCCCCCGUGUCCAAGAUGCCUCCCAACUGCGGGGUCUACUACAGCGCUUAGGCGCCUUGAAAAUGUGGCGCUGUCACCGCCUGUGUGGGUGAGCGCGCCAUCCCCGAGACACGUGCCGUUUGCUGUUGACCCGAAUGCCCCCCAAGAUCUUGGCAUUGUUGUCAUCUCCUCCCCACUCUCUUCCCAGCCACACAUAUGGGCGUUUGCCCUUCCCUCCUCUCGUCGCGUCAGUGUGACCCCUUUUGACGCACUGCAAUAUACUUUCAUAAUUACA
This is a messenger RNA of Fonticula alba, 739 nucleotides long. RefSeq lists its product as hypothetical. Gene Ontology annotation, cellular component: mitochondrial inner membrane. NCBI's taxonomy places the organism in Eukaryota, Rotosphaerida, Fonticulaceae. The record is from RefSeq and is a predicted model, not a curated record. The transcript is spliced from 2 exons. Gene Ontology annotation, biological process: ATP synthesis coupled electron transport. The coding region runs from base 79 to 516 and encodes 145 amino acids.